AUGGAUACAAAAGAUAUCAAUACUGAAAAGAAAGACGAAAAAAAAGAUAGUAAACAAAAUGAAUCUUUUAAUACAGAAAAUGAAAAUUUAAAAAAUGUUAAGGAGUCAAAAAAUAAUGAGAAUUUAAAAAAUGAUGAGGAGCUAAAAAAUGAUGAAAUUUUAAAAAAUGAAAAUUCAAAAGAUAUCAAUUUAAAAGAUGAAGAAACUAAAGAUGAUAAUUUAAAAAAUAAUGAGAAUAAAGAUAAUAAAGGAGAAAAUGUUAUGAAUAUGUUUUUAAGUUAUAUACAAAAAAAUAAGGAUGAUCCUCAAGUUCUUCAGCAAAUGUUAAAUAUGAUGAGUGAACAAAUGAAAAAUAAUUUGCCUUCAAAUGCAUUGAAUAUCAAUAGUGCUAAUGCAAAUGAGAAAAUAAAAAAUGAAGGAAGUCAUAUAUCAAAUAAUGAAAAUAUAAUUGGUGAAAAUAAAAAUAAUAAUCAAUGCCCCAAUGAUAAAGAAAAAGAUGAAAAUAAAAAAAUAAAUGAGGAUAAUAAAAAUCUUACAAUAAAUGGAAUUAAUACUAUAAAUGAUAAGAAUCCAGAACAAGAAAAUAAAAUAGUAAAUGAAUGUAAUAAAUUGGAUAAUUUAAAUAAAUUAGAUGAAAUAAAUAAGACAAAUGGGAUUCAUAAUUCAAAAUAUUCUGAAAAAGAAAUGUUAUCAAAGUUAAUAAAUAAUUAUGUUGAUAAAAAAAAUAUCCCAGAAACAAAUAUAGGGAAUAAUGAUAAGUUAAAUAAUUUGGGUUUCAAUAAUUCGAACUCAAAUAAAUUAGAUAAUAACAAUGUAAAUGAAUAUAUGAUUAAUCAAAAUAUCUAUCGAAAUACUCAAAGUUUCAAUGAGAAAAAUUCAUCAAAUGUUGAAAAUAAUGGAUUAAUGAAAAAAAAACAUAACGAAUUAGUAGAAGAUAAUGAUGAAUAUGUAAUUGAAAAUAAUGAAACAAAGGAAUCAUUUGAAGAAGAAGCUGUAAAUUUAAUUGAAAAAUUAAAAAUAUUAAAUAAUGAUAAAAAUAAAGUAGACACAUUGAAUAGAUCCUAUACUAAAACAAAUGACAUUAACAACCAAAGUGAUUUUAAGUUGUAUCAUUCAAAGAAUACAUGGGAAGAAUUAAAAAUAGAUAAUGAAUUAAUACAAAUACUAACAUAUUUAAAAUUUUUCAGUCCUUCUAAAAUUCAAGCAUAUGCAUUACCAAUUAUUUUAAAUAGCAAUAAAAAUUUAAUAGCACAAUCGCAAAAUGGAUCAGGAAAAACGUUAACAUUUGUUAUCGCCAUUUUAUCAAAAAUUAAUAGAAGUUUGUCAUCCUUGCAGUCUAUGUGUAUAUGCCCUACUAGAGAAUUAUCUCAACAGAAUUAUGAUGUAAUAGGUAGUUUUACAAAAUAUUUAAAUGUGAAAGUUUUUUUAGCUGUACCUUUAUGCGAAAAAUAUAGUAAAUCGGGAGGUUUUCAAAUAUAUGUAGGAACUCCAGGAAAAACAUUAGACUUUUUAAAAAGGAGAUAUAUUGAUACAAAUAAUAUAAAGUUAUUUGUUUUGGAUGAAGCUGAUGAUUUAAUUGAUAUUAAGAAUAAUAUGUCUACUCAAGUAGAAAGUAUAAAAAGAUUUUUACCAAGAAACUGCCAAAUUCUUUUAUUUUCUGCAACAUAUAAUAAGGAUGUUCGCUUAUUUGCUGAUCAGUUUGCCCCUCAAGCAACCAAAAUAAGUGUUAGACAAGAAGAUUUAACAUUGAAAUGUGUUAAGCAAUAUUAUUUGAUCACAGAAAAUGAUGAACAAAAAUAUUAUUAUUUGUCUGAACUGUAUUGUUCUAUGACUAUAUCUCAAUGUGUAAUUUUUGUUAAUUCUAAAAAGUCAGCUUAUAAUUUAUACAAAUUCAUGACUGAUAAUAAUCAUAACGUCACUUUAAUUUGUGCAGAUAGUGUAAUUAGUCGUUUUACAAAAAAUCAGGUGCAAAAAGCAAAUGUGUUAGUAAUGGAUCCACAAACAAGAGAUACAUUAAUGUCUGAUUUUAAAAAAGGAAUUUCAAAAGUUUUAAUAUGCACAGAUUUAUUAUCAAGAGGUAUAGAUGUCCCUUCUAUAAGUUUAGUUAUUAAUUUCGAUUUGCCAUAUAUUUAUCAAGGUAGAAUAGAAGAUAAUUCGAGCUCUUUUCAAAAUCAAAAAGUAAAUAUGGAAACUUACAUUCAUAGAAUUGGAAGAACAGGAAGAUUUGGAUCAAAGGGUAUGGCUAUAAAUUUUAUUAGUAAAAAUCAACUCCCACAUAUUAAUCAAAUUGAGCAGUUUUAUAAAUGUGUUAUAUCAGAUUUAGAAUUUGACUCAGAACUUAUGAAAACUUCGCUAACUAAACUAAAAAAUUGA
Molecule: messenger RNA, 2373 nt
Organism: Plasmodium relictum
Lineage: Eukaryota; Apicomplexa; Aconoidasida; Haemosporida; Plasmodiidae
Gene: DBP5
Product: ATP-dependent RNA helicase DBP5, putative
Exons: 1
Coding region: 1-2373 (790 amino acids)
Biological process (GO): poly(A)+ mRNA export from nucleus
Cellular component (GO): nucleus; cytoplasmic stress granule
Molecular function (GO): RNA helicase activity; RNA binding; ATP binding
Source: RefSeq, a predicted model, not a curated record